Messenger RNA from Sclerotinia trifoliorum, 1614 nucleotides. NCBI's taxonomy places the organism in Eukaryota, Fungi, Ascomycota, Leotiomycetes, Helotiales, Sclerotiniaceae. The record is from the annotation of a GenBank genome assembly.
AUGUGUCAUGGAGGGUUUUAUGAAUCGAGUAAAGAUAUGGGCCCCAGUUGGCUAGUUGUACGUGGUAUCAUUGAAGCCAUCGAAUCUUGUUAGGCCUGGGGCAGGUUAAAGAAUGAAUGUGAACAUGUCAAAUCAAUCCACGAUCGAUUUCGAGAUAAUAUCGCACAAGGCGAAAAUCUUCCACCGGAGUAUGAUAAGGCGUUGGGCGCACUUGAGUAAGUCAUGUUGAUAUUUGCCGUCGUCGGCCUGAAUUUUAAUGCAUUUGACACUGACUUCGACGAUCCAGAAUUUUGGUGGUGAAUGAGGUCAAUCGUCGUGCCGACCUUCUUGGGCAGAAAACUUCGCAGCGACCUGGAUUCUCUCACAAAUAUAUAAUAACACAGAGGUCCCAAGACCAAGGACCUGAUAUCCUCGAAACAAGACGGAAAGGAGGACUUUGUUCCCAUGAAAAAUAUUUAUUCGAAAAUGACAUCCUGGAUUACUGUUUAUUUGAUCUACGAGCAAGACCAGACAGGCAAGCAAACCCAGAUCCAAAAGAAAAAAUAUUACCUUUGGAUCAUGCACUAGCAUUUUCUCUUAUAGAAAAUCACCUUGCUAAAAGUAGCUUCAAGGAAAAGUCUCGCAUAGAUGAGGUCUUAUCCAGCGAUCUAUCCGAUCUAGCUGCCUGUCACGAAAUGUUGGUAGCAAUCCGUCUACAUCGACCUCGAAAUCAUGCCAGAACCUUGGACGAGGUGAAGCAAUCAGAAAAACGAAAACCCUAGAAAGCUUUUAGCUUGAGAUACUUUACCAACAAGGAGUGCUCCAAGCUAGGGAAAACACUCUUUAAGGAUUUCUACGAGGUUCAGCUUCCUAGUAAUCGGAAGGACAUGGCUUGGUUUGAUCAUACCAAAAGUAGCAGGAGAGCACUUGAGGCAUUCUGGCAGGGAAUGAGAAAUGAUUGUGCAACGGUUUGGAAGAGGAAUGGUUUCACCGAAGACGAAGUUGCCGAUGAGCUCGAUUAUAUUAGUGCCACCGAAACUCAAGAAUAUUUAGACACUAUUCAAGCCGAGGACUUAAAGCUAUUAGCCCAAACUGAAAGAAAUCAAAUCAAAAAAAACCAAGCAAACCACGCAAAAGAAUCAUUUACCAGCCACAAUCCCCCCACAAACGACCUGGGGCCCAGAAACCUCGCCAUCAACUCUCACACCAGAAACAACAAAAUCAAAGUCAAAAGAAAAAACAAGACCAAUUACCCAACAAACCAACCACUAUAAAACAGCGGCAACUCCAAACAUCUUCCUACCAUCCCCAAUCCCACCUCCUCGCAAACCCCUCCUCAAAAAACGCCCCCUCGAAAUCCUCUCACACAUGUACCCCUCCACGGCCGCAGAGUCCUCUACAAAACCAUCGAAUGGGAUCUCUUCGUCCAUUUCAUGUCAGACAUGGGAUUCAUAGCACGGAAUAAAGGGGGGAGUGCUGUGGGCUUUGAGAUGCGUGAUGGAGUUUGUUUUAGUUUUAGUGAGGGAAAGACAAUGGGAAAGGGAAAUAUGAAUAUGAAUAUGAAUAUGAAUAGAAGUGGAAAAAUUAUUUUCCAUAAACCUCAUCCCGUGGCUAAGAUUGAUGCGCUUAUGUUAC